Nestor notabilis (Kea) is the source of this 435-nucleotide messenger RNA. It is a transcript of the gene MCFD2, whose product is annotated as multiple coagulation factor deficiency 2. The coding region runs from base 1 to 435 and encodes 144 amino acids. The record is from RefSeq and is a predicted model, not a curated record. Gene Ontology annotation, molecular function: calcium ion binding. The transcript has 3 exons. Lineage: Eukaryota; Metazoa; Chordata; Aves; Psittaciformes; Psittacidae.
AUGGUGGCCCAAAGGGUUUCUAGAAUACAUUUGCUGUUCUCCAUUCUGGCUGCAUUCGUCAUCUCUGCCCUAGCUGAGGAACACGUAGGAGAGAGUCAACAUGGAAAUAUUCGCCUUGAUAAGAACUUGGUACAAGAUAAAGACCACAUCAUGGAACAUUUGGAAGGUGUUAUUGAGAAACCAGAAUCUGAGAUGUCUCCACAAGAACUGCAGCUUCAUUACUUCAAAAUGCAUGAUUAUGAUGGCAAUAAUUUGUUAGAUGGGUUAGAGCUUGCUACUGCUAUAUCACAUGUCCACAAAGAGGAAGGUGGUGACCAUACGCAGGCAAUGAAAGAAGAGGAGCUGAUUAGUCUAAUAGAUGAUGUCUUAAGAGAUGAUGACAAGAACAACGAUGGAUACAUUGACUAUGCAGAAUUUGCAAAAUCACUGGAAUAG